Messenger RNA from Orycteropus afer afer, 2778 nucleotides. NCBI's taxonomy places the organism in Eukaryota, Metazoa, Chordata, Mammalia, Tubulidentata, Orycteropodidae. The record is from RefSeq and is a predicted model, not a curated record.
AUGGACUCGGAAUAUUACAGCGGUGACCAGUCAGGUGGGGCAGGGGCCUGGAGGUCAGAGUUAGGGGGCGGAGCGGUUACUGUGCGGGCCCUGCCCUUACCCAGCGCAGAUGAUGGUGGUGCUACCCCAGUGCAAGAUGAACGGGAUUCAGGGUCAGAUGUUGAGGAUGAUAUAAAUGAGCAGCACUCUGGAUCAGAUACUGGAAGUGUAGAACAUCAUUCAGAGAAUGAACCUAGUGAUCGAGAAGAUUGCCUCACCAAGAGGCAUCAUGUGACAGACUCUGAGAAUGAUGACCUCCAAAAUCUUAAUGCUAGUGACUCUGAAAGUGAGGAGCUUCAUGAGCAAAAGGAUAGUGACUCAGAAUCCGAAGAGCAUCCAGAGCCUCCUAUAAGUGAUUCUGAAAAUGAGAUUAUGAAUCACCACAGGAGUGACUCUGAGAGUGAGGAGACCAGGAAAUUGCCUGUUAGUGACUCUGAAAAUGAAGAACUGCUUAACGGGCACGUGAGUGACUCAGAAAACGAAGAUGUUCAAAAACAUCCUGCUAGUGAUUCAGAAGUUGAAGAGCUCCAGAAAAGUCCUGCCAGUGAGUCUGAGACAGAGGAUGCUCUAAAACCUCAAGUCAGUGAUUCUGAAAGUGAGGAACCUGUGAGGCACCGAGGAAGUGACUCAGAAAAUGAGGAGCUCCCUAAACCUCAGGUCAGUGAUUCAGAAAGUGAGGAGCUUCCUAAGCCUCAGAUCAGUGACUCAGAAAGUGAGGAACCUCAGAGGAAUCAGGCCAGUGACUCUGAAACUGAGGAACUUCCUAAACCCCGAAUCAGUGAUUCAGAAAGUGAGGACCCUCCAAAGCACCAAGCCAGUGACUCUGAAAACGAGGAACUUCCCAAACCCCGCAUCAGUGACUCAGAAAGUGAGGGUCCUCCAAGGCACCCAGCCAUCAGUGACUCAGAAAGUGAGGAGCUUCCCAAACCUAGAGUCAGUGACUCUGAGAGUGAAGAGCCACAGAAGGGACGAGCCAGUGAUUCAGAUACUGAGAAAGCCUCCAGGCACAAGCAAAAGCCCGAGUCUGAUGAUGACAGCAGUGGGGAGAACAGGGGAGAGGAUGGAGAAAUGCAAAAUGAUUCCUUUCAUUCAGAUAACCAUACAGAGAGGAAAAGGUUUCACAGUUCUGACAGUGAGGAGGAAGAACCCAAAAGGCAGAAAAUUGGUAGUGAUGAAGAUGAAGAAAAAGACGGGGAGGAGGAGAAAGUAGCAAAACGGAAAGUGGCUGUCCUCUCUGAUAGUGAAGAUGAAGAAAAAGCAUCAAAGAAGAGUCGUAUUGUCUCUGAUGCAGAUGAUUCUGACAGUGAUGUAAUAUCAGGAAAAGCAGACAGAAGAGACAAGACUGUAGCAUCGGACAGUGAAGAAGAAGUAGGGAAAGAAGAAUUGUCUGAUAAGAAAAAUGAAGAGAACGAUCUAUUUGGGAGUGACAGUGAGUCAGGGAAUGAAGAAGAAAACCUUAUUGCAGACAUAUUUGGAGAAUCUGGUGAUGAAGAGGAAGAAGAGUUUACAGGUUUUAACCAAGAAGAUUUGGAAGAAGAAAAAGGUGAAACACAUGUAAAAGAAGCAGAAGAUUCAGAUUCUGAUGAUAACAUAAAGAGAGGAAAACAUAUGGACUUUCUGUCAGAUUUUGAGAUGAUGCUGCAGCGAAAGAAGAGCAUGAGUGGCAAGCGCAGACGCAACCGUGAUGGAGGCACCUUUAUUAGUGAUGCAGAUGACGUUGUGAGUGCCAUGAUCGUCAAGAUGAAUGAAGCCGCUGAGGAAGACAGGCAAUUGAACAAUCAAAAAAAGCCAGCACUAAAAAAGUUAACCUUGUUACCUACUGUUGUUAUGCACCUUAAGAAGCAGGACCUGAAAGAAACAUUUAUUGACAGUGGUGUGAUGUCUGCCAUCAAAGAAUGGCUCUCACCCCUACCAGAUAGGAGUUUGCCAGCACUAAAGAUUCGGGAGGAGCUGUUGAAGAUUCUACAAGAGCUACCUAGUGUGAGCCAGGAAACUCUGAAACAUAGUGGGAUUGGACGAGCAGUGAUGUAUCUCUAUAAACACCCCAAGGAAUCAAGGUCCAACAAGGACAUGGCAGGAAAAUUAAUCAAUGAAUGGUCUCGGCCUAUAUUUGGUCUUACCUCAAACUACAAAGGGAUGACAAGAGAAGAAAGAGAACAGAGAGAUCUAGAACAAAUGCCUCAACGACGAAGAAUGAACAGCACUGGUGGUCAGACACCCCGAAGAGACUUGGAAAAGGUAUUGACAGGAGAAGAAAAGGCUCUUAGACCUGGAGAUCCUGGUUUCUGUGCUCGAGCAAGGGUUCCGAUGCCCUCAAACAAGGACUAUGUUGUCAGGCCCAAGUGGAAUGUGGAAAUGGAGUCAUCCAGGUUUCAGGGCACCUCCAAGAAAGGUAUCAGUCGACUAGAUAAACAGAUGAGAAAGUUCACAGAUAUCAGGAAAAAAAGCAGAUCUGCACAUGCAGUGAAAAUCAGCAUCGAAGGCAAUAAAAUGCCAUUGUGACCUUGCCUGGAAUGAACCCACAUCUCUAAAAAAUCCAUGAAAGACUUUGGAGGAAGAAGAUGACAUUUAAAAUUUUUUUAGUGUAUGUGUAAAUGGUUGGUUCCACUUGUAUCAAAUGUUGUCAUAGGACUAGCAAGUUCUCUCAAUUAUAUUUAAAACACUUAUUGUGUACUUUGUACAAAGGAAUACUAGUCUUACUGCUAUAAACUUUACAAAAUAAAAUUCCACUCUGGUUUU